ACAGGAGAGGGGAAAGAAGAAUUUACGAAUUCGGUGGCAAUGGGAAUUUCUAAUUCGACUCGUUCUCUCCUCGUUUCUCUCUUUCUUUCUCUUUUACGGAAAGAAUCUGUGAAUGGAGGAGAGAGAGAGAGAGAGAGAGAGAGACGGUUCGUCGAGACGCUGGUCGCAUCGACGAUUCCGAGCGACGAGUACAAUGACGGAGUGCAAAUAGGCCCCUUUCAACCGUGCUCCGUGCCACGAACAACGAACGAUCCCGCUGCGAUCUUCAUUAUACCUCUUCGAUCUGGCUGGCACUCUGUGUCGAACGCCUUGCACGCUCUAAUCGAAUCUUUCUUCGGGCAAAGGGGCACUCGGGCCGGUGUCGGUCGGUUCGUUUCGCGUGAGCAACAUUCUUUAACCGAGCAAGCGGAGGAAAUCGGUCGUUUUCCGGAACGCAGAGUUAAACGCGGAGGAUGGUUCCAGGAAUCGCGAUAAAUUCCUUGACCGGUUACUUCCAAGAAUACGAUUCGCGCGCUCGUCCUCGGUACACGAAACGACAAACAUUCUCGACUAUCUUGUGACAAUGUUGUGUCUUUGAGAUAGAAGUGUAGUCACAGGCGUAGUAAGUACAUACGAUGUGGCCCGACCAGAACGGAGCCGUCCGACGUACGCUUCUCCUUGAUGCCCACGCGGCUCCUCGUAAAUAAUUACAAACAGCAUCCGGGAACAAGGCCGUACGUGCACCGACACGCUGCUCGCAUGCACGCGCGCGUAGAUAUAGGCACGCGUGAGCUUCACCGUAUUUACGGAGCGGCAUUGAAUUACGGCAUCGAAUAAUUCCCAUGAUGUAAUGCUCGAUAAACCAGUUUGCGGGACACGGCCGUUUAACACCCCCUGCCACCGUCGAUGCGUCAAUUCUACUCCACGCGCGUAGAAUUCACAUUUCAUCCUCCUCCUCCUCCUCCUCCUCCUCCUUGCUCCUCCAUUAACUCGUUUCCCCUAACCUCCACUUUUUUCCUUUUCCAUUAACUCCGACGACCGCCUAUCUUCGAAAAUACCGGGAGACGAUACGACCUAGGGAACGGAAGAGCGAUCCCUUCGCUUCGUUUCGCGCGAAAAUAAGAGAAGCAAAGCGAUUUGAUAUCUACCGCAGGAAUUCUCGCGAGUCACUCGUAACGAGUUCUCUCUCUCCGCGGGUAUACCUCCAUUAAACGCGAAAUUCCGUUCCGUGCCCCUCUCGCUCUCUCCCUCUCCUCCCUCUCCUCUCUCUCCUCUCUCUCUCUCUCUCGUCCUUUGCGAAAAAGUUAAAUAAAACACGUGCAUCCCUGAGGCCAUCUUGGAUUCUUCGGCGACCCCUUGGAUCAUUGCAAAAAUGCAGCACGAGGACUUCCCGUCUUCGAUUUGCUCGACGAUUUCCUACGAGUUUCGGAGAACACGAUCCAAAGAUAUGAGCCGAGAUCAACCUUUCUUUACCUUAUUACGUAUACGCGUAUUUCCCCUGGAUACGUGUUGUUGGUUAUACGGCGUGACGAGCGAGUGACGCGCCUCGCGCGGGUUGAAAGAUAAGGCCAAAGUCUAUUUGUUGUUCCCACGCGACAAAAGCGAGAGACAAAGAAGAGAAGGGUAAAAAUGAGGUAAAAGAACGUAGGAAAGGUAGUAAUGGAGAGGAAAGGAUGUAACGGAAGGAAUCCCUGGACUCGGUCAGUCUCUCGGCCACGCUCAGGUACGCGAUGUCUUUGGUAAUUUGUUUCGUCGAGUGAAGAUCAUUAAUCUGCUUUCGGUAGAUCAUCAAUAGCGCGAAAGAUAAGAGCGAUGCAACGGUGUAUCGGUAAUGGGAGCCCUCAAUAACCUCUGCGACCCUAAAAUCUCGCUCUUCCUUCUUCCUUUCCCACACUACCCAGAAACGAGGCUUCGGCCAGAGGAGGACCCUCUUCUCGCAAUCCGCCACCACCACCACCACCACCACCACCAUCACCACCAUCGCCAUCCACCUUCCCCAUCGUCCGCAUCGUCCGCAUCCUCCGGAUACGUUCCUCUUCUUUCUUUCUUUCUUUCUUUCUUUUUCUUUCUUUUUUCCUCUUUUGUCCUCGAGAUACCUUUAUACCUCUCUUUUCUCUCUUUUCUCUCUUUUCCACGUUCACGCGGGUGCUAUACACAGCUUUUACUUUAGGAGAAGCUCGUCGACUAAUUUGUACCCGCAGAUAACCACCGACCCACCGAGAAUCUUGCACCCGCCCGUGACAUCCUUACGGAGAGGACUCGGAGAGAGGCCGAGAACCCUUUGCAAAAAAAAUUGACCACUCCACCACUCGACUCGGUCGACGAGCAAAUAAACCAGCUACGCGAACCAAACCCCGAACCCCCUCUCCUUCCGUUGUCGCGACGGAAGAGAAGAACAUCGAGGGGAUACGUCCGCAUCGACGACAAACGAUCGACGAAACGUCGCCUAAAUUAAUUAACACCGCAUCGUGCAUCGUGACCGCAUCGUAACAUCGGCUACUAAUAUUAAGUCUCGAACUGUCUCUCGAGAUAACGCUGUAAGAGCGUUUUUUCUUCCGAGAUACGAAGUGGCGUUAUCGCGACGACGCGAAUGGAAAGGACGGAGCAUGAAGGAAGGAAGGAAGGAAGGAAGGAAGAAAGGUUGGAAAGAGGAUAGCGAUCGAUAGCUAUAGAAGGUGGAACACACGAAUGAUGGAAAAGAACGAGAACGGAUAUUCUCUGGCUGGCGCUCUCGGAGAGUUAUCGCAUCUUUGACCCCCGCCUCGUAAAAUUGUCUAAAGGAAAGCAGAUGACGCGAGAUGCAAGCGCGUAUUGGCCCGUGUGCACAGGGCAGGGUGCAGUGAACCGUUGGUUUGGAAAUCGUUAUCGGUCUAAACUUAAACGCGCGACCUGCUUAAUGAGCAAUUCCGUGGACGAUUGGGUAAGCGGUAAUGCCGUGGUCUGCAAAGGUAUUCCAGGGAUGACGAAGGAACAGCGCGAGCUAUGCCACAGAAAUCCGGACGUGACGGUGGCCGCGAUCAAAGGUCUGCAAAUGGCGAUAUCCGAGUGUCAGCAUCAAUUCAUGUGGCACAGGUGGAAUUGUUCAUCCUUGACGCCUAGCAGCAGGACGCAGCAGAGCAGCGUCCUCCUUCAGAGAGGUUACAGGGAGACUGCGUUCGCGUUCGCGAUUUCCGCAGCCGGGGUGGCGCACAGCGUGGCCCGGGCGUGCAGCAUGGGACGGUUGCUCUCCUGCGGAUGCGACCCGUCGAGUUACAAGGGUAAGCCGCCUUCCAAGGCCAGGGGCACGCAAUGGAAGUGGGGCGGGUGCUCGCACAAUCUCGACUACGGCAUGGAGUUCUCGAGACAGUUCCUAGAUACGCGCGAGAGGGCCGGGGAUAUACAGUCGACGGUCAAUCUUCACAACAAUCAAGCUGGCCGCUUGGCGGUGGCCAGCAAUAUGCAAGUGCGAUGCAAGUGCCACGGUAUGUCGGGUUCCUGCGAGCUCAAGACUUGCUGGAAAGUGGCGCCGGACUUCCGAAUAGUCGGGAAGACGCUCAAGGAUCGAUUUCGUAACGCUGUGCUGGUGGCGCAAAGCAACCUGGGCAGCGUGACCCCGUUGACCAGAGUGAGAGGAUCGCGGAGGAGGAGGCCGGAUCGGCAGAGGCAGAGGAAACAUCGCGGUGGAUCGGGCGGGAACGGACGAAAGAGGAGGCCUCGGGAUCUCGCCAAGCAGCUAUUUUAUUACCAAAAAUCGCCGAAUUUUUGCGAGAGAGAUCCAAGCGCGGACAUCCCUGGAACAGCGGGACGUAGGUGCAACAAGACCAGCUCCGGUGGGGACGGGUGCGGCAACCUGUGUUGCGGAAGAGGUUACAACGUGGUGAGACAACGACGGGUCGAGAGGUGCAAAUGCAAGUUUCAUUGGUGUUGCAUCGUGCAAUGUCAGAACUGCACUGUGGAAGAGUGGAUCACUGUUUGCAAGUGAAAAGGCGAAUGUCGGGGGGGAUAUCGGGGGAAGGGAAGUAUCUUGUAUUUUCGCGUGUCUCGAUGAAUCGAAACGAACGCGAUAAAUGACGAAUUGAUCCGAACGAACAUGAGCAGAAUCGCGUGUAAAUAACACUUGAUACACGGAUUAAAUCGGAUCAAGGUACGAACGGUAUUUCCGAGUUCAAUCUGAUUACCACUUCGAGUCGUCGUUAUCAAGAAUCGUUACAUUAGUAAUCAAUAGUAAAA
Apis cerana (Asiatic honeybee) is the source of this 4188-nucleotide messenger RNA. RefSeq names its product Wnt oncogene analog 10 (gene Wnt10). The record is from RefSeq and is a predicted model, not a curated record. Gene Ontology annotation, biological process: neuron differentiation; cell fate commitment; canonical Wnt signaling pathway. NCBI's taxonomy places the organism in Eukaryota, Metazoa, Arthropoda, Insecta, Hymenoptera, Apidae. Gene Ontology annotation, cellular component: extracellular region. Gene Ontology annotation, molecular function: frizzled binding; cytokine activity.